GGUCGUUGGCAAAAAUUACAACAGACUCUUGUCUGUCGUUUCAGUUAUGUUAAUGUGACAGUUUUUGCCAAGUAUUGUGUAGUUUUCUUCAUUUUUUUUUAUAAAUACAUGAAAAAUGUUAUAUAAUGUUACGAAAUAAUUAACUAUCUAAUAGUACGAUAUGUAUAUUAACUUCUAUGGUGCAUACAAGUCAUUACUAAUUCGGAGUGUUCAACUAUAACUAACCUCCUCUUCGCAAAUAGCGACUACGUGACUUCGAAAUCUUGAGAAAUCAAUUUGAAGAAAUGGAAAAAAAUAUGGCGUUUGCUAGUGGAAGUACUCAACCCUCAGCUCCUCCACCUUCGGCACCUCCUUCUUACGAGGAGGCUGUUGAAAAUGCAGCUCGUAUAUCUCGGCAACCAAACAUUCCAGUAGGAAUUCCAUAUCCAGUGGGACCAUCUUCUAUGCCAAUGUCAUCUUCUAUGCCUCAUAACGCUCCUCAGAUAAUUCCAUCGAAUCAGACGACGGUGCCAUAUCCACCGAAUUAUUCUGGGCCCAGCGAAUCUAUGCCACAGCCACAGACACAAUAUAAUGCAAAUCCGAAUGCGGUGCCUCAACCGGAAGUUCGAGUUGUAUAUCAGCCAAUGAUUUAUUCUUUGAGUCCAAAUCCAACAAAAACAACGUGUCCCACUUGUCAUGCUAAUAUUAAAACUUCCACAAUGUCGGAUCAUCAGCGAUGUGCUCAUCUAUGCUGUAUCUUGCUCUGCUUAUUUGGAUGUUGCCUUUGCUCAUGCCUACCGUAUUGUAUGAGCAACUUCAUGAGUGUCCAUCAUUUCUGUCCGAAAUGCAAAAGUUAUAUUGGUACGUGGAAAGGUUGAAUCAAACCUUUGGGACACGUCAAUUUGUAUAUUGUUACGCGAUUCUUUAUAUAAUCAAAUACAUUAAUGUAAUAUGUAUUAUCGCACAUUAUAUGUAUAUUUACAUAUUACAUUAUGUAUUAAUCAGUAUAACAUAUAUGGGAAGUAAUCGAUAUUUCCCUGCUUAUCGCGUAUAGCAAGUUAAGAGAAAGAUUUAUCCGACAAGAUUGUCAUAGAUCGUAUUACUAUACAUUCAUAUAUGUGACGCUUAUUCCUUGCGAGAUGAGAUUUGAAUGCAGUAUACUACAAUGUACAAUAGUCUCGAUGAUUGUAGAUUUCAUGUUGAUCCGAUAUAAGUGAGAUGAUGUGUUCGAGUGUGUUCAUGUCGAAUUUAGAGAUAGCGUGGGUAAUACUAUUACA
Messenger RNA from Apis dorsata (giant honeybee), 1256 nucleotides. Its product is annotated as lipopolysaccharide-induced tumor necrosis factor-alpha factor homolog. The record is from RefSeq and is a predicted model, not a curated record. The transcript has 4 exons. Gene Ontology annotation, molecular function: zinc ion binding. NCBI's taxonomy places the organism in Eukaryota, Metazoa, Arthropoda, Insecta, Hymenoptera, Apidae. Bases 285 to 857 code for a protein of 190 amino acids.